AUGAAAAGAUUGAUCCCCGCAGUCAAAGAGGGAGUCAUGUCUGUUGACAUGUUUACGAAGCCUAUUAGUCUGACAUUCAGAGGAAAAGAUAAGUUCACUUCCUUAUUGGGAGGGAUAGUUUCAACUUUCUUGAUUAUGGGUGUUAUUGCAUACUCAAUUCAACUGAGUAUUCAGAUGUUCAGUAGAUCAGCAACAAGCAAGUCAAAGAGUAGCAUUCUAAAAGAUAUUAUCAAUAUUGAAGAUUUUUAUGAUAUUGGAGAGGAUAGUUUUGAUUUUGCAAUUGCACUAUUGUACCAAGAAUCUGGUGUCCCAAUGAUAGACCCUACUUACUUCAAUAUUUCUAUCGCUCAGCGAGACUAUGAAUAUGAUUUUUAAUAGCAAUAGUGUGAUCGUAACAGAUACAGAACGAAAAGUCUCUAUCUGUGGAGAGAGAUAUCCAAAAAUAAAUGAAAAGAUCGACUCUCGCCGAUCUUCAUUUAUGAACAUAUCUUAUUGCUCUGAGGAUAAAUAACUUCUCCAUCGGAGGGAGUAUUUAUGUAAGCAAGCUGAAAAGCAUGAAGAUAGAAUUAAAGAAGUGAGUGAAUGGCACUUCUGUGGUAUGAAAAUCUACAGCUGAGAUUAACCAAAAGGCUGAAAAUUUAUCAAUGUUUAUAAUCACAGGGCCUAAGUAUUUUGACUUUGAUGAUUAUGAUAAUCCUAUCAAAGGGCAUCUUGACGAUCAAUAUAAUUUCAGAGUUGCUGCAGGGAUAAGAAAAUAUGUUAGAAUGUAUCUUCGAAAAAAUAAAGUUUCUCUACUAGACAGUGUGUAUCCAUUUGAUAUUGAGCAAGAAAAAUCAUUCUAUUCAAUUGGAAAACAUAAUUUAGAUUUUACAAAUGAACAUAAUACUAACGAUCCAUACUUAAUUGACUUUGAGAUUUUUCAGGAUAAUACUAUAGAUUUGUAUGAAAGAAGAGUCUACUCUUUUCUUGAUUUGACUGGCCAACUUGGUGGAUUCUUUGAAAUAUUGGUCAUAUUUGGAGGACUCUUCGUCAAUUACUUCUCAACCAAACUUUAUAAUUACUCGCUCUUCAAUCAACUUUAUUGAGCCGAUAACAAUUAUUGCAGUCUUCACAAAUCUGAAAUCCAAAUUCAGCCGAAGCCUUCAAAGCCAGUCCAUAAGCAUUUUCAAAGAGAGCAAAACGAAGUAGUUAAGAGCCAAGAAAGUUCUGUUUCAAAUGGAUCCAGCAACCAGAAUGAUCCACUUGAUAAAUAACGAUACCAAAACAAAGCUUAUAGAUCUGAUCAGAGCCAAACUGCUUGCAACCAGGACAUUCAGCUUCUCGUUCAAAGACUACUUGAAGAGCUGUCUGCCUUUUGUCAAGAACAGACCCAAGUCCAGAUACCAAGAACUUAAUCACAGACUUAAUCGCGAGUGAGAUCUGCCAGAAGUCAUAGGAGCGCUGCGUCAACUCAAGACUCUUGUGAAGAUGCUGGCCAAUGACCAUCAGCGUUUGCUAAUGAGCUUCGACUCCAGAGGCAGGCUCGGACAAUCACAAGCGAAACAGAGCUCAACCUCAGACACUUUAUGCAACCACCAGUUUUGGCUUGAAGCUGAUUUUCCUUCAAAGCACAAACCAAACAUCGAAAGUUAUCAGUCAAGAGUGGAUGUAUUGGUUGAGAAGCUCAAGGAAGUAACUCCAGACGAACUCAAGCGAGACUCUCAUGCAAUCCUUGGCAUCAGUUAUCGUGAGUCCCGAAUGGAAUCUCGGGUAGAAUCUCAAGUGGAAUUUGCAGAAGAACCCCACUCGAAGUGCUCUAAUCCAGCAAUUGAUUCGAACAACACCAAAGACAAAAGUCUAUCAAAAAUUGGUUUGAUGGAGGAAGAGAAGGAAAAUGAGGAUUGGAAAGAGUACCCUGUGAAAGACUUCAAAGAUAUUUAA
This is a messenger RNA of Moneuplotes crassus, 1920 nucleotides long. NCBI's taxonomy places the organism in Eukaryota, Ciliophora, Spirotrichea, Euplotida, Euplotidae. The record is from the annotation of a GenBank genome assembly.